UUUCCUCUCCGCCCUCCAGUCACACUCACAUUUCCACCGAAUGGCGAAAAUAUCCGAAAGACGGCUAAAAACGGGAGGACGAAAAACUCAGACUUGAACAAAAGAGGAACCCCCGUGCUGCUAAAAUAAAGAAAAGUGCAGGUGAAAGCAGGCGACGGCUCAGCCGGGAGUGUUUUCAUCGGGAUUCACUUCUGUCGCUCAAAGAGGAAACAGCGAGGACUUCAACCUUCCUGCGACCAAAACACUGCAAACACAUGUAAAACAUCUGCAAACAGCUGGAAACCAGGCUGCUCCGCUCCGCCGGACCCGCGGACACCUCGGUGGCAACCCUAGGCCGGGAUCGCAGGCCCUGCGCGUGAAGAGUCGCCGGUUGGAGUCCCGGGGGUUUGAUGCCAGCAGGAUCAGGAUGGGCAACAGCAACAGCGACAGGUCCGGCGGGGAGAGGGCGUUCAGGGACGCGGCGCCGGGGGGGAAGGACGCCCGGCCCAACAUCAUGCUGGACAGCACGGACGACGCAGACUUGUUCCAGAGAGGAGACGCCAAGGCUCCACAGGAAAUACAGGAAUUUCUUGCAUGGCAGCAAGACCUGGACUGUGACGCUAAAAGUCCAACGCAGGCCAGACCGACCGUGUUCAGGUGGACGGGGGUCGCCAAAGAAGUCUACGUGUCCGGCUCCUUCAACAACUGGGCCACCAAGAUCCCUCUCAACAGAAGUAAGCAGAACUUUGUGGCCAUCAUGGAUCUGCCCGAGGGAGAGCACCAGUACAAGUUUUGCGUAGAUGGACAGUGGACUUUGGAUCCAACUGGGCCCGUAACCACGACCAAAACUGGAACAGUCAACAACAUCUUGCAGGUGAAAAGAACUGACUUUGAGGUUUUUGACGCCCUCAGGAUCGACUCGGAGGACUCAGCAGAUGUUUACGAUCUAUCCAGUUCCCCGCCGGGGCCCUACCAGCAGGAAGCUUAUGCAAUCAAGCCAGACGACAAGAUCAAACAGCCUCCCAUCUUACCGCCACACCUUCUCCAAGUGCUGCUCAACAAAGACACCGGCAUCUCUUGUGACCCGACGCUGCUGCCAGAGCCAAACCAUGUCAUGCUCAAUCAUCUGUACGCCCUCUCCAUCAAGGACGGGGUGAUGGUUCUCAGCGCGACGCACCGCUACAAAAAGAAGUAUGUGACCACGCUACUGUACAAGCCCAUAUAACCCAAAGAAGCACAAUCUAGACUCUUGUUUUGAAAUAAUAACACAUGUAUUAUUCUACACGGCUGCUAUUUGUUCUGUUUUUUUGAAGAAGGACUUAAAUCUGCUCCUGAAAUCGGAGUCAAAUGUCACCAAAGUCUCAAGUUUGUUUUGAUCCACUCUGAUUGUGCUGAGAUUACUUUAGUUCAACGUACGUAGUAAUGUUUUUCAUGUUAGGGGAAAAAUUAUCUUAAUGAUCCAAAUCAAACAAAAUCCCAUUGGAUGUUUUUUAAUUGUUUUUAUUUUAUGAUCACUUGACCAAGAUUUACUCGGCUUACUUUAUAAAUAAUGUUUCUUUUCUGUAACUACAAGUAGCUUUUUGUCUAAAUUGAACUAACCAGUUGAACCAAGUCUAAUAUACUUUUUAUAACCUUAACUUCACCAUUCCUUUCUGUCUUUGAAAAUAGAAAUGUCUUCUUUUUUUUGAAUGUUUAAACCACCUCACUUGAUCAAGGUAGCUAAAUGAGUUUCCAUGUGCAGUACGUCUGUGGUGAAGGGCGAGUAAAGAUAAAAAAGGGGGGAGACAUUUACUUCUCCCCCUGGUUGUGUGAACAGGGUCAAAGCCCAAAGAUGUGGUUUUAGGUAUUUGUGCAAAGCUGCUCGAAGCCUCAACUGCUGUAUAAAGUAUCUCUACAUUUGUGCCAACAAACACAAGGAAGCUGAGACGCUGGAGAUGAACCGUAAAGCCUUGCUUUGCAAGUAUAAACUCAAACUUCCUUUACGCCAUAUUUCAUAAACCAAAAGGUCAUUAAAGUACAAAAGAUUGUUGUAAUUUAA
Cololabis saira (Pacific saury) is the source of this 2017-nucleotide messenger RNA. RefSeq names its product protein kinase, AMP-activated, beta 1 non-catalytic subunit, b (gene prkab1b). The coding region runs from base 407 to 1204 and encodes 265 amino acids. Gene Ontology annotation, molecular function: protein kinase binding. The transcript is spliced from 8 exons. Lineage: Eukaryota; Metazoa; Chordata; Actinopteri; Beloniformes; Belonidae. The record is from RefSeq and is a predicted model, not a curated record. Gene Ontology annotation, cellular component: nucleus; cytoplasm; nucleotide-activated protein kinase complex. Gene Ontology annotation, biological process: signal transduction.